Molecule: messenger RNA, 2164 nt
Organism: Ectocarpus sp. CCAP 1310/34
Lineage: Eukaryota; Phaeophyceae; Ectocarpales; Ectocarpaceae
Source: the annotation of a GenBank genome assembly
AUGCACACGGAGGGACUGGUUCCGGACAGCCUGACCAUCGUGAUCGCAGCCUGCGACCGCAGCGGUGCCUGGGACGUGGCCCUGAUGAUGCUGGACGAUGCCAGGGAGGAGGAGGACGGCGGCGACGGUGAAAACGAGGGAAGAAGGGUGAAGACCAAGGGCAAGGCUAACGUCUUCGCCUACACGGCGGCCAUCUCUGCCUGCGGAAAGGCCGGUCGCUGGGAGGAGGCCGUGGGUCUGCUGGACGUAUUAGACCUUAUGCACGCGUGUGCAGCCAGCGCUCAGCCCGCGGACAACCCUCCAGGAUUCAACCGGACCCUUGAGGGGGGGCGUGAAUCGGUCGGGGGAGACGCACAUUGGGGCGCCGACGGGGGUUCGUCGUCGGGGUUGGUGCAGGCGUACAACCACGUAAUUCGCGCCUGCGGGGCCGCCGGCGGCGCCGAAUUUGUCCUCGCGCUGCUGCAAGAAAUGCACCGUAGGGGGGUUCCGCCGGAUGCAGCGAGCUAUUCGGGGGGGAUCAUCGCCUGCGAUCUGGCCGGCAUGUGGCGUGAGGCCGUUGGCCUGCUGGACGACAUGCGACAAGAAACGGGCAUAGAGCCGGACCUGGUGUGCUACAACUGCGCCGUUAAGGCGUGCGGCAGCAGCGGGGAAUUCGAGCAAGCGCUGAGCAUCGUAGAGACGAUGGGAAAACGCGGUGUUGCGCCUGAUGAGAGCACCUACAGCAACGCCAUCACCGCGUGCGGCAACGCUGGCAAAGCCAAGAUAGCGGUAGGACUGCUCCAGGCGAUGAAGGACGACGGUGUGCCCGCGGGGCUGGUCGCUCACAACGCCGCGAUUGGUGCGUGCGACAAGGCCGCAGAGUGCUCGCUCGCGCUCUCGGUGUUGAAGGACAUGCGUUCGGCCCGGAUUCGACCCGACGCCAUUAGCUACGCCGGAGCCAUAAGCUCCUGCGACAAGGCCGGAGAAUGGCGUCUCACCCUCGGGCUGUACGAUCAAAUGGUGGCCGACAUGGCUGCGGACGCCUCCGCUUCGUCGGCUGACUAUGAGGCGGAAGCUUAUCAACCAAGAAGGGGCGAGAGUGGGGUUUCCUCUCGCACCGAAGGCGUUUCGAAGGGGCCGGGGGUGCUGCUACCGCCUCCCCGGGCUACGGUGGCCGCCCUCACUGCUUGCGCGAGGGGGGGGCAGUGGGAAAAAGCGGUGGGUAUCCUUCGUGACGUGCAGAACAAUACCGGCCGGGUGGAGGUCGACCGCAGCGGCAGCGGUGAUCACUCCAGCGGUAAUGGUGGCAGCGGGGUCUGUACGUACUUCAAUCAGGCGUCGUCUCUGGCCUUCAACGCGGCUCUGGUUGCUUGCGCAAAGGGAGCUGAAAUGGAGGCGGCGGAGGGGCGAGAGGGCGGCUGGCGAGAGGCCCUCGAGGUCCUGGAUAUGGUGUCGGGGUCUCUCCUUGGCGCGAGUAUCAUACGUGCCAGGGACGACGCUGCCCGAGAAAUCUUGGAUUCGAUGGCCUCGGAGGGGGUAGAGCCCGACGCAAGGUGCUACCGCUUCGCGGCGGAGGCGUUCGGACAAUCAGGGGACGGAAACGACGCGUCCCCUGAAGCAGAGCAGUUCUCCAAGAUCGCCGAACGCUUGGAGCUGGAAGCGGCAGGGAAAGAUCCGAGAAGACGCGGCGGCGGAGGUGGCGGUGGCGAUGGGGCUAUUAGCUGUGGCCUUGAUGAGGCUCUGAGCGACAUGGGUAUAUCCGGAACAGCGGGGCUUGAGGAGUUGCUGGCAAAGGCGGGGGAUGUCGAAUUUAGGAGCGUGGGGCGCGAUGAGGAGACGACAUGACGGAGGCUCCGAUGCUGCACUUGGAUUGACCCUCGCCCUGUGCCGUCAGCGGACUUGGAAUCUGAGCGAGGGCUGGUUUUCUUCUGUGUCACCUUGAGCCCUUGGUUGCUACCGCUUCCCUCAGGACAUGGUUAUUUUCCCGGAGUGUGUUGCGGUAGAAAAGGUGCUAAAACGAAAACAAGAAUCUAGUCCCGUCCGUUGUGGCUGCAGCGGGAUCCUGGUUCCAUGCACCUCGUUGUUGUGCGACGUGCGGAUCGAAAUCCCUUCGCUUUCCUUGCCACCUGACGACGGCGGUAAAACCUUGAGACGAAAUAUUUUGCUCGCCGCUGUGGCGCAGACG